This is a messenger RNA of Vitrella brassicaformis, 2307 nucleotides long. Lineage: Eukaryota; Vitrellaceae. The record is from the annotation of a GenBank genome assembly.
GGGUCGCACCACAAACGCCUUUUCACAGACAUACACUCCUCUAAAGCCGCCCUUCUAGCUGCAUCGCGCAACACACGAGAGGUGAGGAGCUCUCAUGGGGAGAGUCGUGCACCAGUGUGUGUGUAUGUGUGUGCUCUGUACCGUGGUGAGGCACUGACUAGGAUGCCUUCAGUUGUGGGUCGCCUGAUGCAUACAAACAGAGGGAGCGAAGAGACUUUGACGCGUCUCUUGCCGCCUGCCUUCCUGCUUCCAACUAGCAUACCUGCCCAAUGUGCCACACCUCGAGCUCGGUGCACGUGAAGUUUGAGGACUGCGCCAGGGUGCCGUGGCCCUCCUCGUUGACCGUCGGGCCCUUGUAGCCGUCGGGCAGCUCCCCCUUGUUGUUCCACUGCUGGCAGCUGCUGAUGUCGGCCGCAGGGCCAGGACCAGCAAAGCCAAGCCAGAGCCGGCCGCAGCCGAUGCACACAUUUGCAGUCCAGUCCAUAUUAUCGGCCUUCACCACCCCCUGUGUGCCGGCCACCUCCACCCGCUGACUCUCCUUCGGCAGCUUGAUCUUGGUCGGCGCAUCAAACGCACCCGAGAGCGCGAAGAGGAAGACGGGCACCUUGUAUCUGCCGCUCGUCUGUGUGGGUCGUCUGGUGGCUUGAUCUCGCCGUCGAUGAAGGCGCCGAAUCGGUGCGUGUCGCCAUGUCGGAGGGCGAACAUCAGGCCGCUCUUGCCGGUCACCUUGUUGAGGAAGGACUGGUACCCAAACGUGUCACGACUCGACCUGAUCACGACACACACCGGGGAAUUCGUCUGUCGGCGUGCGCUUGUUUGUGCCUGGGUGCGUGGCUCCCCUACUUGUAGAUGAGUGUGAUAGCGGGUGAGGCUUUGCCGGUCAUGUCGAUGACUUUGCCCCACUCCUCGGCUGACUUGACGAUGAACUCAUGGCCGUCGGCGGCCGGCAGAUGGCAAUACGGCUGGUACUUCAAGCUAUACAUCUCCUGACACACACACACACAUGGUCAGCACAGCUGCUCCUUGCUGUGUGUGCCGCCCUCCGUCUCUUUGUCUCGCUUACGAUGUCCUCUACGAAGUGACGUUUGUCGCCCUCCUCGACGAGCGGUGGCGAGAUAACCUGACUAUGCGGCAUGGUGGAGAUGCGGCGCGCAAACUCGACGAUCAUCAUGAAGUGAUCCGCUGGCACCUGACGCACCUGACGAUUGGCGAAGCACGGGGGCGUCCUGACAGGCAGACAGGCAGGCAGAGAUCCAUCCGAUGAUCUUCUGAGCCUCCCCACGUGUGUGUCUUACGUCGAAAAUCGUGUCAUGAGUGGGUGGUUGUGGCCCAGCCGCCCGAUUGUCUUGCGCAUGAUGCACACCUUCCGGCCCAUGACCGUCACACUGAGGACCGCGUCAGCGUUGCUAUCGCCGCUGGCGAAGAAGGGCUUCAUGUGACGGAUGAACGUCUCGAUCUCCUCCUUCUGCCGCACCAGCCCCUUGUACGCCCUAAGGUAGGCGCGAAGAGACCGCUCGUAGGCACGCACUGAGUCCUGGAUGGCCUUCUCGGCUGCAUCACCCCCACCCUCUCCCCCCUGGCCGUCGACCUCCAUCGGCGCGACUGCAGCUGCUGCAGGGGGCGGCUGCGGGGGGGCGUAGAAGUUGGUCUCGCGCAUGAAGAGGGAGAAGUUCUCGGCGUAGAGGGGAUCGGAUGCCUUGGAUGGCGGCAGCUCCACAGUGUCGGUGGAGCCCCGCUCGUAGAGGGUCAUUCUGUCGAGUAGGAGGGAGAAGAAGGCCGAUGACGUCUCGAGGUAGAGGUGGCCGUCGGCAUCUCUCGGCAGGCCGCCCGCGUGGUGCAUCAGCAGCACUGAGAUGUAUCGCCGCUUCAUGAAGGGCAUCAACAGGGCGCGACGACUCACUGGGAAGACCACACCGCCUGCACACUCGCACGUACACACAGCACCCAUAUGUACAGAGAACUGCAUCUCGCCUUUCAUCUCCUCUCUUCGGACCUGCGUUGACCUUCAACUCGCCGCUAGUCUCAUCCUCAUUCAGGCUCCACACGCCACCACAUAAGGCAACAAGAUCUUCUACCUCGCCCACCAGAUCUCGCAUUUCCUGCUUGCGCGAGUCGACGACGGCACUUGUCUGCUGAUGUAGGCUCUCGAGGGCGCUAGCCGCGCUACCCACCAGCAGCUGGGCCGCAAGACUGCCGGUCGUGAGAUCAGAGAGGGGCGGGGAAACAGCUCCAACAGCAGCCGCGGCGGCAGGUGGGCCGUCAGCUAGCUUCCGCUUCUUGGAAUUGUCCUCCAUCCUAUCUACCCGG